UGGAGCCCCAGCGGACAAAGGGAGCUGCUGCUGCUGCUGCUGAAGCGGGCCAUCGGCGGGAGAGGCCCAAGGACGCUGAAGAGUACCAGCACCUUACCAGAGGCGUAUUGCCAACCAGUGUGUUUCCUUGAAGACCAACCAUUCCAUGAUUUCUGCUCAGUGUUUCAGUCCGCAAGCUGACCUCGCGCAUGAGCUGCAGUUUCUGAGCUAUCGUCAAGGGCAGCCCCACAUUGAGGGCAUUGCAGUAGUCUAGUCGGGAAGUCACCAGGACAUGAACUAUAUGGACUGUUGAGUAGAUGAAACAAAGUGCUAAGAGUAUGGUCUUAGAUGGCUUCCAUGACCAAAGCUGGGGGAGAGGACUAUCAAAUCGCAAAACAGAGCUCCCAUGUAAAAGAGGGGCAGACUACCUUAGGAUCAAAUGCCCAAGACUAAAGCAUCAGAGGAGAGAGAGGGCUUUCGCUGGCCCCACAACAAACUCCAACUCCCAGAAUUCCAUAGCCUUGAGCCAGGGCAGCUAAAGCAGUGCCAAACCAGAUUAUUUCUCCAGUGUGGAUGCAGCCUGAGUAACAGGUUACUGUUCUUUCUGGAGGGACCAAAUCUGCAACCCGUUGGAAUGGGCUGACACCAAAGUGUGGGGAAGCGUGGCCAUCCUGGCUGGGGGAUUCUGGGAAUUUCAGUCCCUAAAAGUCUCCUCCCCCCCCCCCCCCCCCGAGCUAAAAGGCCCAUUCAGUGGCAAAUUCUCAAAAGCAACAGCUCCCUCCUUCAAAGUCCCUACCUUCCAAGAAUCUGUUCUUUGCUGCAGAGGCUUCUGGGCUCUCGCAGUCUUUCUUAGCACUCCUGGUAGUAAAUAGGGUCAUUCUGGGAACAGAAUGUUUGGGAGAAACACAGGGAAAUAAAUAAAUGCAUCCCUCUGGUUGUUCUGGGCAUGCUAAGGGAGCUGCUGACAUCGGUGUACCUAAAGGGCCUUGGACCUCCAUGGAUUUUGGCAUCCUCCGGGGGUCCUGAAACCAAACCCCAGCAGAUACCAAGGGCCCUCAGCAUUAACCUAGCAAGUGGUUUCAGAUGCUUUCAGCUCCUUGAAAUCAUUUCUUACUGUUUACAUUUGUAUAUUGCUUAAGCUGAUCUUAUUGCACACUGACCUGAGAAUGCAUGAUGUAAGUAAGGCCAGAGAGGUGAAUCUAGACUGCUUUAAAUUAGGGGUUUUAACACAACUGCUUCUAUCAUGGCUUUUUAAAAAAACUUUUGUAUGACAAAUAGUUUUUGCUGUGUUCUGUUUUAACCUUUGUUGUCAGCCGCCUGGGGUCUCAUAUUGAGGAAGGUGGGACAUGACUCAAAUAUAUAUUUAAAAGACAAUUGUUUUAAUAAAGUAGCUAGGCUACCCAGCAGAGGGCAAGGGAUGGGGUGGAAGGACUGCAAAAUGUGCUCAGAACCAAUUCCUUGGUUCCAGAUUCCUCAUUCUAAUUCCCUAUCUUUUGCACCCAGCACUGGUUUUAGGAUUUAGGAUUCCAGGAAAACAGCCAGGUUAGUCCUGCAGGCGUAAAGGCUGGCCCGCAACUAUAAGCCUUGGACCCCCUUGUUUUCUUAUUUCUAUCCCAGGCUUUCGUUGCCUGUGUGUUCAAGGGUCCUGUCCUCCUUGUGAUUCUCUAGGGGCCAAAGUGUCAGCCUUCUGCUGUGUCCUCGCUGCGUGCCUCGAAGACAUAACUUUGUCUCCAAGGAUCAUGAAACAGUGCCUGCCUCCCAAAAACAAUGGGAUGGGUAAACAGACUUUUUGACAAGCCUUGAGGAACUGGUCCCUGAAAGAGACGGCCGGGGGAGAAUUACUCAACCUAAGAAAGGCUGGAGGAGUUGUUUGCCCAGAGUAGCCAAAUCCUGAGUGGCCAAAUCCUUUUUUUUUUUGGGGGGGGGGGGGGUUCCUUGGAAAAAAGAAUGUUUGCAAAGCUGCUAAGGUUAGAUGAGAGGAAGUGAAAAGGUUUGCAAAGUUUUUUCUUUGCUUCCUUUUUACGAUCCUGUGAACAGGAGUCACUAGCAAGAGAGAUUUUCCUUGAAGCCGUCAGUGGGCAGGAGGGGUUGCUUGGUGGACAAAAUGGAAGCGGCAGGGGGGCAGCACUGGCAUUUCUUUGACGCUACCAGGUUUGGAUAUUGUUAGGGUUUUGUUUUGUUUUUUUGGAGGGGUGUCUUGUUUUUGGAUGAAGCCACAUUCCCUUGCCAAAGUUUCAAGGCCUAGAAGAGCUUUGUAGACUUAAAAAACCCAACCAGAGCCAGGAAUAGCAGUCUAUGUGUUUGCACAUAUUGUAGAACCUAAGUAAUGUACUCGCACAUAACCUUGUGGGACUUGCAAGGCCAGCCUGCACUGGGCUGGAGGUGCCAUGGUCAUCUGUGCCUUGGUUUAUGGAAAUGCUUUGGGUGCUGGGUUCAAGGAGCCUAAGAGCCCAUACAGACAGGCCAAAAUAAAGGUGCUUCAGGUCACUUUGGAAGCUGUGCCAAAGCUGCGCUCCAGUCCUUAGGGCUGGAGUGUGGCUUUGGUGCGACUUCUGGACUCUUAGGACGCAUGCAUCAUUGAAACACCAUACCUCCACUGUGACUCGAAGCAGCUUUAUUUUGGCUGUCUGUAACAGGCCAUAGUUUUUCAGUUUGCAUCCCCUUUGAGGGCUUGUUGGGGAUUCCACAGCGUGGAGAUCUGCAGCUCUGAAUUAUGAUUGUUCACUGAAGGCUUUCCUAAGAUUAUAGCUCCCAUCAUCCUACUGGCUUACUGGGACUGAUGGAAGUUGUUGUCUAACACAUACGGGGCAAAAGCUUCUGGCUGGCCACAAGUAUCUAUUUACUCUGCGGUGGAUUUCCGCCAGUCCUCCUGCUCUGAGCCCACGCUCUUCCCAAUGGCCUAGUUUUUAACUGGCAGGUUUUCCUCACCCUCCCACGCCUUAGUGUGUCAAAACAGCAAGGGCUUGGUAGCCAAAUUAAACUUUGCUGCCAACUUUGAAAAUCCAAACAGAAGAGAUGGCAGGAGGUUCUUGCUGUGGCUGCCACCUUCUCAUCUUUCCUUCUGGACCCAAUACGAAAGAAGAAGAGAAAACCUGGCUAGUCUAAUAUAUAAAAACAUGGGCUGACAGCAACAAUAUGGAAGGUGCUGCAUAAUGUCAGGCUAUACAGUGUGAACCCCAAGGCGGAAGUGGUACUCCGUUUUAGGUUUCUUCUCUAUUCUGUUUUGUUACUCCUCCUAGACAAGCGAAGGCCUAUGGUUUGGGUUCCCCCCCUUAAAGAACAAAUUUUCAGUUUUCCCAGUACGGAUGGGGAUUGGCAUCAUGAGGGAAGGUUAACUCUAAUGAAAUCUUUUUCUUUUGAAGGAGCAGAAAGCUUUUUACUGACGCAAAAUGCCAGUAAAAAAUGUGUAUGUAAGACAGUCUACAGAAGUAGAGAAUGACAUUUUCUGGUUUCAGUAAACAUGAAGCUGAACGAGAGGAGCUUGGCCUUCUAUGCCACAUGCGACUCCCCCACUGACAAUGCUGGCUUCCUCUACAAGAAGGGGGAGCGGAACACGGCCUACCACCGUCGCUGGUUUGUGCUGAAGGGGAAUAUGCUUUUCUAUUUCGAAGACCGGGAGAGUCGGGAGCCGGUGGGGGUCAUCAUCCUGGAGGGCUGUACGGUGGAGCUGUGUGAGUCCACUGAGGAAUUUGCCUUUGCCAUCAAGUUUGACUGCGCCAAGUCCCGCACCUAUAUCCUGGCGGCUGAGAGCCAGGCCGCCAUGGAGGCCUGGGUCAAGUCACUGUCGCGGGCCAGCUUCAGCUACCUGCGUCUCGUGGUGAGAGAACUGGAGAAGCAGCUGGAAGAGAUGCAGAGGAAUCUCUCCGGCUACCACCGGGUCCAGAGGAGGGUGCCCCUUUACCGGAAAAACAAAACAGUGCCAAAUUUAGACCUGUUGGCCUUAGGGCAAGACUUGGCCCAAGAGAAGCCGACGGUCCCGCUUUGUGUGCCGGUGAAAGAAAAUGGCUGUGCGCUCUGGAAUAAUUCCGAAGGCCCAGCCAGUCUUCCAGCAGGAUACCCCCCAACAGAACCCUGGAGCAUAGGGACUUGUGGGGAGAACAGCUAUGAUGGCGGGCUCAAACCUCCCCCUUUGCCCCCUCGGAGACGGGCACUCUCAGGCAAUUCUUGUGGCACUGAAGGCCCUGGUUUGGAUGGCCCAGUGUAUCCAAGCACAACCUGUUUUUCCAAACUCCAUAACUGGUAUGGCAGGGAGAUACUUGAACUGCGAAGAGAGUGGCUGGAGGGGCAAAAGGACAGCAGUCUUUGAGCUGACACUUUGGUUGGGGAAGUGCCCUUGGAAGCACUGAGCCAGGCCAGAGCCAGGCUGAGCGUGAGCCCAGCUGCUGUGACUAAACCUCAAUGGCUGGAAACUCUGGCUUCCCACUUUCCAGGAGCAACGCACAUCAUACCAGCCUCCUGGUCAGUUCUUGGGAAAAACCACCACGGGUGCCAGCUCAUACCUUCCUGUUGACUUGAAGAAUCAAGCCAGUCUCUCUUAGGUCUUAGUUAUCUUUAGCUGAACACUUCCUCAAUGAGAAAUGCCUUCUUUUUUCCCCUGGAAAAUGCCACCUUUUAAAUUAUAACGAUGGGCCUUCAGCUUGUUAAAAAGAAAAUGGACCUGUCUUUAAAAACAAUCACAACCAGCACUAUCCAGUAGAGACCAAAACCAAAACAAAACCCUGAGCUGGGUGCCAAUGCAUCGUUCCUCGUGCCAGUGCAGCCACUGCUGGCUGCACUGAUAUUUGUUUAGUAGGUUCUUUUCUUGUGCUGGCAACAGAUUCACAGUGGAAGAAGCUGCCUGCUGGUUUCUGGCAAUCCCCCAAAUCCCACAAGGUCAGCACUCAGGUACUCUGUAGCAUUUUCUGCCUGUUAGGAGGGAAAAAAUCCCACACAUGUACUAUGUUUGAUGGGGGAACUAAGAUCUCCCCAACUCAAUCAAUUCGGCUUGUCCUGAUUGCCAGAGUUUUGAAGGAAAGCAGCAACACUUGCCCCCCCCCCCCCCAUCCUGGUUCUGAAAUGGUGGCAGGAUCAAAAUGGAAAAUUGCUUGUCACAGUUGCUUACUUUUGUCUGAAAUGGUCCAUGGUACAACAAGCACAGCUGGCAGGCCCAGAGAGGCACAACUGGAGACAUUCUUCCCGGCAGCUUCCAUUCAGUGUCACCUUUUGAACAGAGCUAGUUUUGUGGGGUUUCAAAGUAUAUCUACACUACAGUUGUAAAUGGCCUUAAUAGUCAGUCACUUGUGAAGCCCCUUGCCCCUGAUCUUGGGGGGACAUCCACUCAGACUGAGCUAUGUUUUAGCUGUGUUCCAGGCCUCCAAAGGAAAGUGCACGUAUUGCUCCUACUCUGUAGCUUUACAAGGAGUUACAGUUGGAACACAUUCGCUGCAAAAAAAUUUUAUUGUGUGAAUUCUUGUGAAAACUGCAUAGUUUGAAAAAGCUCUGCACUUCUCUUCUCCAAAACUUCAUCUUAUCUUGUAUCCCACCAUCAUCCCUAUUUACCAUUUGCUGUCAAGUACCUUUACUCUUGCGAGGUAGACUCAUACUUAUUGUUCCCGUUUUACAGGAGAGAAAUUGAGUCUGAGAAGGAGCAGUUUGCCCCAAGGGCACACGACGGGCUGCGCAGCUCUCCCAUAGCCUACUUCAUUGGGAAAUUAAUGGUGCUGUUUUGUUCUUAGUAAUGGGGAGCUGCUGUGUGGCGCAAUGGUUAGAACAUCAGACAUGGUGGAGGCCAAGUUUCAAAUCUGCAGUUAACCAGAAAGCUCACCUUAGGAGUCACUCUCUUUCUCUGCUCUACUUCACAGGGGGGUUCUGGGGAUAAAAUAGGAGAGAAGAAGAUUGGCUCUUUUAAAUUUUUUGGGAAUGGGCCUGUAGACUGGAGUCUUAGCUUUUGAUGUCUUCCAAGAACCGCUACACACAAGAAAUCACUCGGCUUCUGACUUGCUCUCGCUUGGCCUUUGAACGGAGCUUGUUCCAUUGGUUGGCUCCCUCGCCUUUUGUAGUAGCCAGGCAUGAACCCAGCUGAGAAGCAGCCAGGGAAGGCAGGCUUUUUCUGGGCACAGCAAAGAAGCAUAGCGGAUCAAUACUUUCCAGAGCACUGGGAAAGGCAAGGCAAGGGCUGCAGGAGACUUGGUAGGGGCCUCCAGUUGUGUGGGGCAUUGUUGACUGUUGGGGGCAGAGAAAGCAGAAGGCUGGGCUAUGGGCAAGAGGGCACAGGCUUUCCUUAUGCAGCCUCCCCAGAUGGGUUGGUGGAUUUUGUAAUAUUUGGACAGCACAAGGUAACAGCUGAGCUUGCCAGUUGCAGCCCCUUCAGGGUAGAGAAUCUUGACAGAUUUGCUUUCUUUAUGCUUCCCUCUUGCCCUCCUUUUUGAACCGCAGAAGAGGAACUGUGGGCUUGUAAGGACCACAUCUCAAAGGAAGCAACUUUUUGACUUGUGGCCACAAUAGAGAAGUGAAACUUCUAUUGGUUUUAUUCCCUCUGUCUUUUUUUUUUUUUUUUAAGAGGUGUCUCCUCUGCAGUAUUGCUAAGAGGGUACGGACCUGCAACCUGGGAUAUCAAGAAUCCCCUGCAUGAUUUCUGUACCAUCUUUGCCUGAGGAAGAAGGCAGUAAGCUUCAAAAACUUAUGUUAAUGUAUUAUUAUUAUUAUUAUUAUUAUUAUUAUUAUUAUUAUUAUUAUUAUUACUAUUGCCACCCUUUCUGGCUGGCCCAAUAAAGGGAUCACCCAUGCAGAUUUUGGGAUUCAGGGCUCUAGUAACUAGAAUGGACAGUGUUGCAAGGCUGCAGUUAUCUAAGGCCCCAUACAGACAGGCCAAAAUAAAGCUGCUUCUGGACACUUUAGAAGUAUGCUGUUUAAAUGUUGCAUGCGUCCUAAGAGUCCGGAAGCCACACCAAAGCCACGAUCCAGUCCUAAAG
Sceloporus undulatus (fence lizard) is the source of this 6929-nucleotide messenger RNA. It is a transcript of the gene PHETA1, whose product is annotated as PH domain containing endocytic trafficking adaptor 1. The record is from RefSeq and is a predicted model, not a curated record. Bases 3440 to 4285 code for a protein of 281 amino acids. Gene Ontology annotation, cellular component: trans-Golgi network; early endosome; recycling endosome. The transcript has 3 exons. Lineage: Eukaryota; Metazoa; Chordata; Lepidosauria; Squamata; Phrynosomatidae. Gene Ontology annotation, biological process: receptor recycling; retrograde transport, endosome to Golgi; endosome organization.